CGACUGCCCCUGAGGCAAUGACCGUUUUUCAGUCUGCUGCGCUGCCAUCGGUCAUCCACAAGGCCUUCUACACACUGCAGAUCGUGCUGCUGCGCACCCCUUUCUACGUGGGGUUGACUCUCCCCAUGGCAUCACUACUCGCACCGCUGCUCUGCCUUGCACGCAUGUCAUCCGACAAUGAG
This is a messenger RNA of Closterium sp. Yama58-4, 182 nucleotides long. NCBI's taxonomy places the organism in Eukaryota, Viridiplantae, Streptophyta, Zygnematophyceae, Desmidiales, Closteriaceae. The record is from the annotation of a GenBank genome assembly.